UUCCACUGUUUUCUUCCGGAACAAAAAUGGCUUCUCUUGACAGGGUGAAAGUACUAGUUUUAGGGGAUUCUGGGGUGGGCAAAUCUUCCUUGGUCCAUCUGCUAUGUCAGAAUCAGGUGUUAGGAAAUCCAUCAUGGACCGUUGGUUGCUCUGUGGAUGUACGGGUCCAAGACUAUAAGGAGGGAACCCCGGAGGAGAAAACCUACUACAUUGAACUCUGGGAUGUCGGAGGAUCCAUUGGCAGUGCCAGCAGUGUCAAAAGCACCAGAGCCGUCUUCUACAAUUCUGUUAACGGAAUUAUGUUGGUACACGAUUUAACAAAUAAGAAAUCCUCUCAGAAUCUUUACCGCUGGUCACUAGAAGCUUUGAACAAGGACUCUUCUCCAACAGGAGUUAUUGUCUCAAACGGUGACUAUGAUAGAGAGCAGUUUGCUGAGAACCCAGUGCCUUUGCUGCUGAUUGGCACGAAGUUUGACCAGAUCCCAGAGAACAAACGCAAUGAAGUCCUCACUAGGACGGCCUUCCUGUCUGAAGACUUCAAUGCGGAGGAGAUCAAUCUCGACUGCACCAACCCGAGGUAUCUUGCUGCAGGCACGUCAAAUGCAGUGAAACUUAGCAGGUUCUUUGACAAGGUUAUAGAGAAGAGAUAUUUCACAAGAGAUCCAAGUCAGAUGACAGGUUUCACGGACAGAAAACGGUUCAACUUCAAAAGUUUGCACUAUGAAUGACAACAGUGGUCUGUGGUUUUGACCAUGAUGCCUUUGGGCUUUUGCACCACGAGUAAGGUCACACUCAUUUACGUACUUUCUAUACCUGCACCCCCUGCUCCUCCGCCCACUGUUUUUUUUUCUUUUUCUUUUUUUCUUCUUUAUGCAAAACCCUCUGAACACUUUUUCAUCUGAUUGUAAUUAACUCUAGAAUAAUAAAGAUACGUUUGUAAAUAGUUGCACAGAAAUUUUGCAAAAGGGAGUCAAGCACACUUUAGAAAUGAAGAGACAUGCUUCAGGAAGAUGAUGUGAAAGGACAUGCUAUACAUAUAAAGUGUUUAGUUUUUAAUUCCAGACCUUUUCAAUACAAUCUGCAAAACAGUCACAUACAUGUACUAGCUACAUGAAUUAUUUUUUUUAAACUAAGACUUUUAAUUAUCUUUAAAUGUUUGCUUUCUUAAGAAAAGUUAUGUAAUAAGCAAAUGAAGAAACGCUGAUAUUCUGGGCUUCUGAAUAGUGGCUCAUGCAACAUUCCCCUAUCCCUGCAUCAUUUUCUUAAUCCAGGGGAUAAAGAAAUUAACUUUAGUGAAGACAUGAGGAUACUUGGGAUUAUCACACUCAUUUCCGAUGGUGAAAGCUGUUAUACCCUGAGGCUUCUUGUUGCAGAUAACCGGUCCGCCCGAAUCACCCUGCAACAAAGGCAAUAGAAAGACUUGGUUGAGUCGUCCAUAAAAAAAAGAAUUACACUUGUUUUUCAUGAAUAAAGGAAAGCAGUUUUCUCCA
Dicentrarchus labrax (European seabass) is the source of this 1490-nucleotide messenger RNA. It is a transcript of the gene rabl3, whose product is annotated as RAB, member of RAS oncogene family-like 3. Gene Ontology annotation, cellular component: endomembrane system. NCBI's taxonomy places the organism in Eukaryota, Metazoa, Chordata, Actinopteri, Moronidae. Gene Ontology annotation, molecular function: GTPase activity. The transcript has 8 exons. Gene Ontology annotation, biological process: intracellular protein transport. The coding region runs from base 27 to 728 and encodes 233 amino acids. The record is from RefSeq and is a predicted model, not a curated record.